GCUGUUAUCUGGAUAAAUGAAUAUCAGAAAAUUUGUGGAAAUCGGUGGCAAGUACUAUCGCACGGGCGGCUGAAAUGUAGAAGUUGUUUUUCAAUUUUGACAACAAUGGUUUGUGGAUCAAGGCAAUUGAAGCUGUUCCAACUUUUCUUGCUAUUGCUAGCGCCGUUGUUGGCAAGGUGUCAAACGCCACAGGAGCAAAACCUUCAGAAUUCUGUGAACAGUGCUAGUUUCCAUGCAGAUCUACCAUUUCUCGGCGACAGCCACAAGAAAAGAUGGUAUUUGUACCUGGUCAUCUCAGUCGUAGGUGCCGCCUUCCUCAUGAGCCUCACUGUGGUGAUCUUUGGCUUUGUGAAGUGGAGCCAGCGGAGAAGGAUACUUGCCAAGAGGGCAGAAGCGACAGGGGAUGAAGAGGCGGUGGCCAAACGCACUGAUGUUUAUGGAAACUUGCACGAGAAGGAGUUGAAGGCUCCAGUGAGGCUGGAACUCCUGGCUUUCAAGCCCACAAAGGAAGAUGACCUGCGUGUGAGGGUUGUUUGCAAGGACAACGAGGCGGCAUUGCAGAGGGAACGGAUGCGCAGGACAGCUCAGCAUGAAAACCCCUUGCAGAAGCUGCAUACGCUGCGCAGACUCAAUUCCUCUUGAAGGGCGGCCUUCAUCCUUCUGCUCUCAUAGCAGUCAUCAGGACAGCUGUGACCUGGAUAGUUGCUGCCGGCACUUGCUAAAGAAGCGAACACACCUUGUUCUUUGAGUGUCAUAGGGAAUUUUGAUGCCAUUUUUGGUGUGUCAGGAACUUUGGCUGUAUUGCAACUGAAUUAGGUCAUGAGCUCAAGGAUAGUAAGUCUUGCACAGAG
Molecule: messenger RNA, 851 nt
Organism: Coccomyxa subellipsoidea C-169
Lineage: Eukaryota; Viridiplantae; Chlorophyta; Trebouxiophyceae; Coccomyxaceae
Exons: 5
Coding region: 106-642 (178 amino acids)
Source: RefSeq, a predicted model, not a curated record